AUGCUACCGGAGUCAGUGGCCUCAAUGCGUGGAACCUAUCUGGCCACCAGACUAAACGCAGACCGGACCCUGCACACAGUGAUCACACACAACCGUGGUGCCACUUGGAGCCCUCUUAGUAUGCCCAUUAACAUUAAUUCUUCUGUUAUGGCAGUUUGUGAAGAAUCAGGAGCUACAAUACCCACCCUUUCAUCGAAUAUCAGUUCGCCUAACACAGUAAUGAUGAAUGGUACUAAAAGCAUUGAUAACAAAGAAAUUGGAGUCAAUAAUGGCACCCAAUCCAUUACACCAACAAAUGCCACGACAACAAAUCUCAACGGCACAGCACGUGAACUGGGUCGCAUUAGCCAGAUGACGAGCUUUUCACUUGACAAAAUCAGUUUCAUGCUUUCUGAAAAUACUUUUACAACGAAUUCCUCUACCAAAUCAUCUCAAACAAAGGAGAGAAAUACACAGGAAAAACACGGAUUGAUAGAAGAUUCGGUCAGCGUAAAAGUAAGAAAGCCAAAAUCAUUUAUAUAUAUAUAUAUAUAUAUAGUUUAUUCCUUUAGUCUUUUUCUUAGGUUUAUCCCCCCUCACUUUAUUCGGUCAUAG
This is a messenger RNA of Protopolystoma xenopodis, 594 nucleotides long. The record is from the annotation of a GenBank genome assembly. Lineage: Eukaryota; Metazoa; Platyhelminthes; Monogenea; Polystomatidea; Polystomatidae.